Polyodon spathula (Mississippi paddlefish) is the source of this 2792-nucleotide messenger RNA. Its product is annotated as leucine-rich repeat-containing protein 4-like. The record is from RefSeq and is a predicted model, not a curated record. Bases 746 to 2692 code for a protein of 648 amino acids. NCBI's taxonomy places the organism in Eukaryota, Metazoa, Chordata, Actinopteri, Acipenseriformes, Polyodontidae. The transcript has a single exon. Gene Ontology annotation, molecular function: protein binding. Gene Ontology annotation, cellular component: postsynaptic density membrane; plasma membrane; glutamatergic synapse. Gene Ontology annotation, biological process: modulation of chemical synaptic transmission; synaptic membrane adhesion; excitatory synapse assembly.
CCCUCCCCCCUUUAAAGAAAUUGACGGAUUAUUGCUAACUGUGCAGGAGGCAGGCUGCAGCUGCUGCAUCUACUGGCUGGAGAGCUAAGCUAGUUAAAAAGAAAUCUAAUGACUGCAAUGUGCAGCUUUUAGUCUUUACAAUUCAGCCAAGUACAGCAAACAAACGGAAAAGACAGUGGGACAGCUCGACAGCAAAAACAGAAGACCAGAAGAAUUAAGGACCGUAUAAUUCUUUUUUUUUUUUUUAAUCCUGGUUUAAAUUUAGAGUUGAGCAAUUGAACAUUGCAAAAGGCAUUCUACAGCAACCCACGUCGGCAACCAAGGGCAAUCACUGGGAGUACUUCUGGCACUACUCUUUGGAGCAGAGAGGAUUCUUGCACCUGCGUAGUCUAUUGGGCCUCACCUCUACAACAACAUUGUUUAAUGCUGCUGUUUCUGGAUUUACUAGGAACCAUUUUGCCAGAUUGUUUGAAUAUUCAUUUACUGUACAGUAAGAUGAGGCUACAUAAUGCUUAGGGAUAGAUGAUUAACAAUAGAACUGUUUGGACUUCACAAAACUACAGAGGUAGGUGCCUGAAAAGUGUUCCCAUCCCCUUCCACUAAUUCAAGCCUUUUUCUCACUCACUCUUGCUCAGAUCGGCACCUUCCUGCACUGUAGAUGGAAAAAAUAAUCAGAGUCUUACUUAAACCGGGGUAGGGCCAGUUCUCCAUUCCGUGCCAAAUCCCAGACGAUGUUGAAUUAUGAAUGUGCCACAUCAUGAAUCUCUUGUGGCAGGUAACUGUGCACCGUACCUGGAAUGCCUCCCUGCUUUUUGUAGUCUACCUCAUGGUACGAACGUGGAGUCUGUGUGCAGCUUCUGCCGGACCCCAGAGUUGCCCCUCAGUCUGUUCGUGCAGUAACCAGUUUAGUAAAGUGGUCUGCACACGCCGCAGUCUCAGGGAGGUCCCUCAAGGGAUCCCCUCAAAUACUCGGUACCUCAACCUGAUGGAGAACAACAUUCAAAUGAUCCAGGCGGACACUUUCCGGAACCUCCACCACCUGGAAGUGCUGCAGCUGGGGAGGAACUCCAUUCGCCAGAUAGAGGUUGGUGCUUUUAAUGGUUUGACCAGUUUGAACACCCUGGAGCUGUUUGAUAACCGCUUAACAGUUAUUCCAAGUGGAGCAUUUGAGUAUUUGUCCAAACUGCGGGAGUUAUGGCUUAGGAAUAACCCCAUUGAGAGCAUACCCUCUUACGCUUUCAAUCGGGUGCCAUCUUUGAUGCGUUUGGAUUUGGGCGAGUUAAGAAAACUGGAGUAUAUAUCAGAAGGUGCUUUUGAGGGGUUAUACAACUUGAAAUACCUUAAUCUUGGAAUGUGUAACAUUAGAGAAAUGCCAAACCUCAACCCAUUAGUUGGGCUGGAGGAAUUAGAGAUGUCUGAAAAUCUUUUUCCUGAAAUCAAACCUGGAUCUUUUCAGGGUCUUAAAUCUCUGAAAAAACUCUGGAUUAUGAACUCACAAAUCAACCUGAUUGAACGGAAUGCUUUUGAUGACCUCACUGCACUGGUGGAAUUGAACCUGGCCCAUAAUAACCUGACCUCUCUGCCACAUGACCUUUUUUCACCCCUGAGAUACCUGAUAGAAUUACAUCUGCAUCACAAUCCGUGGAACUGUGACUGUGACAUUGUUUGGCUUUCAUGGUGGCUGCGUGAAUACAUCCCCACAAACUCAACAUGCUGUGGCCGCUGCCACUCCCCACCCUACAUGAGAGGCAAAUACUUAGUGGAGGUUGAACGGAGCACUUUCCAGUGUUCGGCCCCCUUUAUUGUAGACGCUCCUCGAGAUUUAAACAUCUCAGAAGAACGAGUGGCCGAGCUCAAGUGUCGCACGGCCUCCAUGUCUUCUGUUAGGUGGUUGCUGCCAAAUGGCACAAUAUUAAGUCAUGGGUCAAAUCACCCGCGAAUAUCAGUUCUAAAUGAUGGAACACUAAACUUCUCGCGUGUUUUGUUAAAGGAUACUGGGAUCUACACAUGCAUGGUCACCAAUGUGGCGGGAAAUUCAAAUGCCUCGUCCUAUCUCAACGUCAGCACUGCUGAGCUGAACACGUCCAAUUUGAGCUACUUCACGACUGUCACAGUGGAAAUUGUAGAACCAACAUCGGAGGACAUUCCGCCGAAGAUCAAGGCAGUUACAACGCCUUCUACGGAAUACAAACCAGCAUUUAUAUCCACUCCUACUGUUCUGCUCCAGAACACCAAGACGCCAAAACAGGUGUCAGUCCUCACUUCGAACGGCACAGAAAGACCACCUGCUAGCUUGGAUGAGGUCAUGAAGACCACCAAAAUCAUCAUUGGCUGCUUUGUGGCAGUCACCCUUCUGGCCGCUGUUAUGUUAAUAGUAUUUUACAAACUGCGCAAGCGACACCAGCUGAGGAGCACAGUCGCUGCUGCCAGGACUAUAGAGAUUAUCCAAGUGGACGAGGAUGUUCCCACAGCAGCAUCAGCCACCGGUAUACCGGGAGAAGGGCCGGUUGUAUUACCCACCAUCCAUGACCACAUGAACUACAACACCUACAAACCAGCACAUGGGGUUCACUGGACAGAGAACAGCAUUGGCAACUCUCUUCACACCACGGCCAGCACCAUCACCACUAUUCAUGAGCCCUAUAUAAUACAAACUCACACCAAGGAGAAGGUACAGGAGACACAGAUUUAACAUUACCCCUACCCUUUCCCAAUUAUAAAAUGCAACAGAGUGCACAAAAAAAAGCAGCAACUUUUUUGUACAGAGUGCAAAAUUAAAACUGUGUAUAUAU